CAAACAAACACGAUCCACUCCCAAGGCCACGGACACGGACGUUGCUUUACGGUUCGUCUCGCUUAUUCCGGAGCCUCCAUCCGAUUUGCAUUGCGCCUGAGUGUGCCUGUGUUUGUGUUCUCCUCUCACUAACCGCGCUGUAUCCGUACUCUAUCUACCGCUCAAAGCCAAGCAAUCCGCUUGCUUUGCCACCGAAGAGACUCGGUGGCAAAAAAAAGAGGGCUCAAUAUGUCACCGUCACCAACAAACCCAAACCCAAACCUGAACCCCUCAAUGCGUCCCGUGCCUAUAAUCCGCAGUAGGACGGGCUGUUUUACCUGUAGGAAGCGCAAAAAGAAGUGCGACGAGAGUAAACCAAUCUGCAGCGGUUGCAAACGCAAUAAGCUCGACUGUGUAUGGCCUGAACCACAGCCUGCCAAGGGUCCAUCACGGUCGUCAUUUGGUGCUGCAUCUACAAGCUCACAACAGAGUGUUGCUUCGCUGAGGCAGGGUCACGAUGCGGACUCGGUGAAUGACCCGGUCAUACCGGACCCGGUGCCGGAGGAGGAGGACCGAGCUGCUGAGAAUCCCGAUGUACCCCAGAAUGGCGACAGUUCUCCGGUGCAUGGGCAUGGGCAUGGUCAUAGCCAAGGGCAAGGGGACACCCACAUGGUCGAUGCUGAAGCUGAUGUGGAUAUCAUCGAUGCUGUUGAUGAUGUUGAUCAGCCAUCUCCUUCACAGUCAUCCAACUCAUCAGAUUCACCGACUGUUAUCACAACAUGGGAUGCAGAUACCGCCAACGCUCUCACCCUCGCUUUGCCGCCUUCCCCAGACACAGGACUCUCAUUCAAUGGAGCCAUUACUAUGCCAAUGUCGAUGCUACCUGAGCAGGGGCAUCAGUCAUAUGAGCUUCUCAGUUACUACCUGUCACGAACGGCCAAUAGCAUGGGCAACGGUUCCACAGACGUUAAUCCCUUCAUCGCCAAACUCAUACCACUGGCCUUCUCAAAACCUCUUGUGUUACAACUCAUCCUCGCUCAGAGCGCUGCCCACCGCCAGGCGUCUGCAGAGCGACAUCCGAGCGAUGAGAUCGCGCAGAGGUAUUACACCGACUCGCUGCGGAUGUUUAGGAAUGUCGUCGAUGAGUAUGUAUCUGGAAAUGCCGAGAACACCCUUGUCUUGACAGUCGGCAGUCUUAUUAUGUGUUUGACUGAGGUUGCCAAAGGAGACAUUCACGGUACAAUAUUUGACCAUCUAACAGCGUCCAAGUCAUUAGUGAGCACAUUACUCACAGGGACGCAGAACAUGGUAUAUGACGACCUACCUGACUUUCUAAUCGAGUACUACAUGCAUAUCGCAGCCACCAGUAUGAUCUCGAUUGACCCCCAGUAUAACUCACAGUCAUUACUCAGCCCCGAUAUUGAGGUCCGGGCCAGAAACUUAGUCGCAAGGAAGUAUGUCGGCCAACUAUGUGGCUGCUGGCUCGAAAUCCUCAUCCUUAUAUCCCAGGUCUUUCACCUAGGACAAGUAAUGUCUUCACUGACCAGCGAUGGAGAGAUCUCGCCAAGCCCCGACAACAUUGUCAAUUUCGCUUUCCUUCAAUCUCAAGUGAUGGGCUUCUUCCCAGAUCCUUCUGUCACACCAUAUACACGUCUUGCAGGGCUGGUGUGGAAACAAGCUGCCCUGCUAUAUCUCUGGACAGUCCUCGGGAAACCCCAUCAGCAACCUGAAGGCAGUUUCCAACGAGCAUUGGUGGAAUCGGCGGUCGCCGAAGCAGUGGCAUUGCUUGAUCAGUUCCCCGCUUCGGUCAGGAUAAAUACGAGUCUUUGCUGGCCGCUCGCUGUGAUCGGGUGUAGCACGUCAGAUCCUACAGUCCAGCAGGUAUUGAGGACGCGGUUACAGACUAUGUUGGACACAAUUGGUCUGGGGAAUAUGAGACAAACACUGGUGCUAUUGGAACAUAUUUGGGAGCAGCCACCGGAUCAAGUCAGUCCUUGGACGCUAUGUAGGGCGAUGCGUGAGCGUCAGAUCUGGAUAUCUUUUGCAUGAAAGGACACCAUUAAUCCUAGAUACCCGCCUCGAUAUAUAAAAAUAGAGUCCUUGAGGCACAUGCAAUUAAGAUGCUGUAUAUAUGACGGUCGCCACCAAUUCUUUUGACCUCAUCAUGAGCAGCCAGCUCGGCCGUCGAAAUGAUCACAUCAACGAGCUCAUCUUCAAACCAUUUUCACCACCUGUGAGGAAAGUUACGUUGUGCUUGGUCAAAUAAUCACGAUUUAUAUUGUCUAAUUGUUUAAAGAAGAAACUCCCAUAUCUUUGCUGCC
Molecule: messenger RNA, 2300 nt
Organism: Fusarium verticillioides 7600
Lineage: Eukaryota; Fungi; Ascomycota; Sordariomycetes; Hypocreales; Nectriaceae
Exons: 3
Coding region: 229-2028 (599 amino acids)
Biological process (GO): positive regulation of transcription by RNA polymerase II
Cellular component (GO): nucleus
Molecular function (GO): DNA-binding transcription factor activity, RNA polymerase II-specific; zinc ion binding; transcription cis-regulatory region binding
Source: RefSeq, a predicted model, not a curated record